Molecule: messenger RNA, 826 nt
Organism: Phytomonas sp. EM1
Lineage: Eukaryota; Euglenozoa; Kinetoplastea; Trypanosomatida; Trypanosomatidae
Source: the annotation of a GenBank genome assembly
AGAAUGAUUAGUAGCAGUAGCUUUUACCUUCAGAAAAAGCUAGUCACAGAACUAUCAAUAGAUGGGCAAAACUCGGUAGUUCGCUUGCUAUGUGCUCCAUUUGCAUUCCUUUCUUUUGUUAGCGAAACGAAUGCCGUUGCUAGAACCUUGGCAUCUGCUGUGGCAUUCCUUGAAGGGUUCAGCACUGAAAACUUAGAAACAGAGGUGAGUUUUGAACAGAAUGUGGUUGGAUGCUAUUCGAUUCAUAGCCGGCUUAAACUUGUCCCGUACAGAUCUACUAUAAAAGCUUCCUCCACGCAGCGAUCUGUUCAGAUGCCUGUUUCGCCUCAACUAUUAAGGAAUUCAAGUUCCCAAAAGGUAACUAUUGUUCAGAAAUCAUGGAAUGAAGAACACGUAGCUGAAAAGCUUCGAAAGGCGCUCUCGUCCCCCUUUCUACAAAUUGAUGGUGCAAUUGACACUCUAUUGAGACAAGCUGAUGCACCAUGUGCCGCCAAAAUAGUUCUAGAAUUCUGCUCCGAAGCGGGUAUUUUGGUUUCUUCUUCGACCAUUAUCGAUAUUUUUGAACGCCUAAAGACCGAAGACUUUUUUCUUGCUAAUCAAAUAGUUAAGCAGUACGAAUCUGAGUUGGAAUCACUUCCCAAUAUGUGUGAUAUGUCGAGAAGAAAAGAUUUUUAUUUUACAAGUAACAACAUUCAUUCUGUCCAAUCCAAUAGCUUAAGAAGUAAAUCUAGCCGUUCUAGCAGACUUCAGAGGAUAAGAAAGUCUAAAUGAGAUGAGAAGCGUAGUGUUACCAUCAUUUACUAUAUAUAGUAUAUACUCUUUUUAA